This is a messenger RNA of Phaethon lepturus (White-tailed tropicbird), 602 nucleotides long. Its product is annotated as uridine phosphorylase 2-like. Gene Ontology annotation, biological process: uridine catabolic process; nucleotide catabolic process. Gene Ontology annotation, cellular component: cytosol; cytoplasm. The record is from RefSeq and is a predicted model, not a curated record. Gene Ontology annotation, molecular function: uridine phosphorylase activity. Lineage: Eukaryota; Metazoa; Chordata; Aves; Phaethontiformes; Phaethontidae. The transcript is spliced from 4 exons. The annotation marks the transcript as partial.
CGGUGGGCUCGUCCACAUCAAAAACCCGCACUUGGACUCAAUGGAGGAGGACGUUCUGUAUCACCUGGACUUGGGAACAAGGACGCACAACCUGCCGGCAAUGUUCGGGGACAUAAAGUUCGUCUGCGUUGGCGGCAGCCCAAACAGGAUGAGGGCGUUUGCCCAGUUCAUGCACAAGCAGCUGGGACUGGCGGGUGACGGCGAGGACCUGGCAGACAUCUGCGCGGGGACGGACCGGUACGCCAUGUACCGGGCUGGGCCGGUGCUCUCCAUCAGCCACGGGAUGGGCAUCCCUUCCAUUUCCAUCAUGCUUCAUGAACUAAUCAAACUGCUGCACCAUGCAAAAUGCCGAGACGUUACUAUUAUACGCAUCGGUACUUCUGGAGGCUUAGGGAUCGAGGCCGGGUCUGUUGUGAUCACGGACAUGGCGGUGGACUCCUCCUUCAAGCCACGGUUUGAGCAGGUGGUGCUGGAUGACGUGGUGGUGCGGAGCACUGACCUGGACAAGGACCUUGCGGAGGAGCUACUCGCCUGCAGCAAGGAGAUUCCUGACUUUCCCACGCUCAUCGGCCAUACCAUGUGCACCUAUGACUUCUACGAAG